CCAAAUAAAAUAAAGAUAAUAAAAAAUUUUAAAAAGAUAAUAAAAAAUGAAAUCAAAUAAAAUGUAUUUGAGGCACCCUAACACACUUGAUCCCCUAGAGAAGGAAAUGGCAACCCACUCCAGUGUUCUUGCCUGGAUAAUUCCAUGUAUAGAGGAGCCUGGUGGGCUGUAGUCCAUCGGGUUACAAAGAGUUGGACACAACUUUUUGUUGUGUAGUGCGUGACUAACACGCACACACACAUACACACAACACACUUGUAUAGUGUGUAAGAUUAACAGGAACGAUGAGGAUGUGGGGGCAGGCAGAAGAAGAAUAGAAGAGAUUUAGUUGGAAGUAAGACUAGUACCCACUACAAGGUCUUAUAUCCUCUGUUAGACAUGGGCCAUGUUUUUCUCUGAGUUUUCCAGCAGGCAGUAAGAAAGGAAUGUGAUCUGGAACACAUUUCAUACCCAUUAUUCAAAAUCAGACAAUUUACUAAGAAGAAGCUGUUCCCAACACCAAGGACUGGGAGAAUUUCCUCCUUUGCACCCUCGUGGAUGUUAUCAGCUAGUGAAUCAGUCAUGUUCUCAGUAACGUCUCUCUAGUGCAGGUUUUACAAGGGGCAAGUUGUGACCCAUGGUGUGUAAUGAAAUCAAUUCAGUGGGUUGCUGUGGUAUAAUAAAAAAAAAAAGUGUUUGGUUUUUGUGCCUGGUUCCUGGCCCAGAACUCCUAAAACCCUUGGAAUUACUUGUGUGUCUUGUAUGCUAAUGAGAUGACGCCCAAUGGGGGUUGGGGGCCUUUGGGAGCUAGGGAGGGUGCUGUUUAUCAGAAAGAGCAAGCCCGUUGAGCGGGUUGGAACUUUCAGCCUCUCCCCUGGACUUCUGGGAAAGAGAGGCUGGAGACUGAGUUUAAUCACCAGUAGCCAAUGAUUUAGUCAAUUAUGCCCACGUAAUGAAGUAAUGAAACCUCCAUUAAACUGCUAAGUGAUGGGGAACUUGCAGGUUGGAGAACACACCAAGGGUCAGGGAGGGAGGCCUGCCUGGAGAGGGCGUGGAGGCUCCGCACCCUCCUCGGCCUGUGGAUCUCUUCCACCUGGCUUCCCUGAGCACUGUUCUUUACCGUAAACCCCAGUAGGGGCUUCCCUGGUGCUCCGGUGGUUAGGGUGCUCACUGCACGCCCUGAGGGGUUCGAUCCCUGGUUGAGGAACUAAGAUCCCAUAGGCCUUGCAUUGUGGCCAAACAAGCAAACAAAAAAACCCACAGUAAAUGUCAGUAAAAGGUUUUCCUGAAUUUUGUGCACCAUUCUAGUGAAUUGUUGAAGCUGAGAAAGGGGUUGUGGGAACCUCUGAUCUGUAGCUGGUUGGUCAGAAAUACAGGUAUCCUCCCCACCCCCCACCAACUUGCAACUGGUGUCUCAAGUGGGCCAGCCUUGUGGUACUGAGCCCAGAAUCUGUGGGAUCUCUGCUAACUCUGGGAGUUGGUGACAGAAUUGAAUUGAAUCGUUGGGCACCCAGUUGCUGUCAGAGAAUCAGAAUUGUAGAGUUUCAAACUUUAUUGUUUUUUGAAAAGUUAUGAGAAUUGCUGUGAUGGCACGGCAAGCCUUCAGGAUGGCGCUGAAGAAAGAUAAGAAGCCUAAGAAGUCAACCUGGAAGUUUAAUUUGGAUCUUACUCAUCCAGUAGAAGAUGGAAUUUUUGAUUCUGGAUAUUUUGAACAGUUAUUGUGGGAGAAAGUUGAAGUGAAUGGCAAGACUGGAAAUGCUGGGAAUGUCAUUCACAUUGAAUGCUUCAAGAAUAAAAUCAUAGUCGUUUUUGAGAAACAGUUCUCUAAAAGAUAUUUGAAGUGCCUUACCAAGGAAUACCUUAAAAAGAACAAUCUUCGUGAUUGGCUUUGUGUGGUUGCAUCAGACAAGGAGACUUAUGAGCUUCAUUACUUCCAGAUUAGUCAAGAUGAAGAUGAAUCUUGAGUCUGAAGGCUAGAGGAAACCAUCCUUUAUAGAGGUUUGCUUGCUAAUAAAACAAAUUAAGCAUACAAAAGAAACAUCUUGAAAUGGACCUUUAGCUUGUCAGUGAAUAAAAAACAGACUUUUUAACAAAUAACAGAACAGAAAAUAAAUAACAAAACAGAAAAUUUAUGAGAGUUGAAUAAACUAUAUUGGAGAAUAUCACAUGUAUGGCAGAGUCAUGGCAUAUGGGAUCUUAGUUUCCCAACCAGGGAUGGAACCUCCACCCCUAUAGUGGAAGUACAGAGUCUUUACUUCCAGCUUCCCCUGUGGCUCAGACAGUAGAAAGUCUGCCUGCAAUGCAGGAGACCCUGGUUCAAUUCCUGGGUCAGGAAGAUCCCCUGGAGAAGGAAAUGGCAACCCACUCCAGUAUUCUUGCCUGAAAAAAUCCCAUGGACAGAGGAGCCUGGCAGGCUACAGUCCAUGGGAUCCCAAAGAGUCAGAUACAACUGAGCCACUUAACCACUGGAGUGCCGUUCUGAGACUCGUUUUUUGGGGCAGGAGGUAUAUGUGUAUGUGUGUAGUGUACUGUGAUACAAAACUCAUUUCUUACUGGGUGAUCAUGUCCUUCUCCAAAAAAAUUCCCAAACCAGUGAUAUUCACCAAUUGAGCUUCCAAUAUCUCAUUGCCUGGCUGUGGAGUCCAGACUAUGCAUGAACGAAAACUUACUGGGCAGUGAAACGGCAAGUGCCAUCCUAUUUGCAGCCAGGUCAUGACUGCUCUUUCUUUUCUUUUUUAAAAAAUACGUAUUUAUUUGCCUGUGCUGGGUUUUAGUUGCAGCACACUGGAUCUUUGAUCUUUGUUGUGGCAUGCAGGUUCUUUUGUGGGAUCUAGUUCCCCGACCAGGGAUCAACCUGGGUCUCCUGUAUUGGGAGCGCAGUCUUAACCACUGGACCACUGGGGAAUUCCCUACGACUGCUCUUUCUGAGUGGGCGUAAGCUUGU
This is a messenger RNA of Dama dama (fallow deer), 2923 nucleotides long. RefSeq names its product ribosomal protein eL22-like. Lineage: Eukaryota; Metazoa; Chordata; Mammalia; Artiodactyla; Cervidae. Gene Ontology annotation, biological process: cytoplasmic translation. Gene Ontology annotation, molecular function: structural constituent of ribosome; RNA binding. Gene Ontology annotation, cellular component: ribosome. The record is from RefSeq and is a predicted model, not a curated record. The transcript has a single exon. The coding region runs from base 1551 to 1943 and encodes 130 amino acids.